AUGGAUCCAAAGGAUUAUCGCAAAGUUCAUAAUGCUUUAGAAUCAAUAAUGCAACAUCAUGGAGCUUCAUUAUUUAUCACUGGUAAUGGUGAUCCUACACUCAACACUCUUAGCAACGUUAUGAGUUAUUUGGAAGCAGGUGGAUACAACUCUGCAACAGCAUUUUCUCAAGCUGUUGAUUCUAUAUUUAAUUCUGCAUCAAAAUUAUACGAUGAUGAAUACGCCGAAGACUUCGGAAUUUAUUUCAAGCAAAAGUUUCAUAAUUAUCUUGUAAAGGAUUCUCCAGAUACAGUUGAUGCAUGGUCAAAGCGUGUUGCACAUCUUGAAAAGAAAAUAAGCGAAUUAGUUACUCAAUCUCCAAUUGAUGCAAAUUAUGAUGCUAAAAAAUUUACAAAAGAUCAAAAAAUUGCACAACAACUUACAUCAGAACGCGAUAUGUCACAAUUUCUCAAGGCUAUGUCUCAAAUUAAAGAACAUAACGAGCAAGAAGAGCUAAAGAAAAUUGUUGAAGCAGAACAACCAGAAUUACUUAAAGAUGGACCAUUCUCGCAGAUACCUACAAUGAGACUGAAGCCAAAAACAGUUAAAGCUCUAAUUAAAAAACUAAAGGAAUUUUACAAAGCACAAGGAUUAACCUUUCCAUCUAAUUGA
Molecule: messenger RNA, 651 nt
Organism: Trichomonas vaginalis G3
Lineage: Eukaryota; Parabasalia; Trichomonadida; Trichomonadidae
Exons: 1
Coding region: 1-651 (216 amino acids)
Source: RefSeq, a predicted model, not a curated record